Messenger RNA from Grosmannia clavigera kw1407, 900 nucleotides. Its product is annotated as NAD dependent epimerase dehydratase family protein. The record is from RefSeq and is a predicted model, not a curated record. The transcript is spliced from 2 exons. Bases 1 to 900 code for a protein of 299 amino acids. Gene Ontology annotation, molecular function: protein-containing complex binding. NCBI's taxonomy places the organism in Eukaryota, Fungi, Ascomycota, Sordariomycetes, Ophiostomatales, Ophiostomataceae. Gene Ontology annotation, cellular component: mitochondrion.
AUGGCAUCAUCAGCAGCAACAGCCAAGAAGCUCGUUGUCUGUGGAGGCAAUGGCUUUCUGGGCUCGCGAAUCUGCAAGGCCGGCGUGCUUCGGGGCUGGGAUGUGACGUCGAUCAGCCGUUCUGGAGAGCCACAAUGGAAGGCCGUGACGGGUUCACCAGCCCCGCCGUCAUGGGCACGCCAGGUGUCGUGGGAGCGUGCCGACAUCUUCCGGCCGGAGACGUAUGCGCCUCUGUUCCGUGGCGCCAACUACGCCGUCCACAGUCUGGGCAUUCUGCUCGAGGCCGACUACAAGGGCGUGCUUUCAGGCAAGGACUCGCCUCUGGAGGGCGUCCGCAAGAUGCUGGCCGGAAGCCAGGGUAGACAAGACAAGCCCCAGCCGGAUUCGUCUUCGUCCUCGUCCUCCUCCUCACAGAUGACCUACGAGACCAUGAACCGCGACAGCGCCCUUUUGGUCGCCCGAGCGGCUGCUGAGGCCGGCGUGGAUGCCUUUGCCUACGUCUCGGCUGCUGCAGGCGCUCCAGUUCUGCCAGCCCGCUACAUUGGCUCCAAGCGCGAGGCUGAGCGGCUGCUCACUGCCGCCGCCAACCCCGAGGCCUCGUCCUUUCCCUCGCCCCUUCACCGUCCCGUCUUUAUACGCGCUCCCUUUCUCUACGACGCAGCCGCGCGUCCGCUGACGGUGCCACUCGCCGCUCUCGUCGGCGCCGGCGCUCUCUUCAACCGUGCCGCCGGUGGCGCCCUCUCCGGCGUUUUCGGCUCAGCCGUCACCAAGCCGCUCAAGGCCGACGACGUGGCCGACGCUGUCGUCGAGGCCCUGAGCGACGACACCAUCCACGGCCCGGUCGAGGUGGACCAGCUCGUCCAGCUGGCCGAACGCGCCUGGCGCAAGAGCAUGCUGUGA